AUGCAGAAAGUGUUACGGAUAAACCUGCUUGCCCGCAACCAAGCUCUGAAAAGUGCCCGAAGGAAAAAUCUCAAGGAAGUGAAACAAGAAUGGCGAUCACACGACCAACGGCGGGUAGCCGUGGAUAGGACAGAACGGGGAAUGAUCAAGGAUGAGCGGAGACAGCGGAGGGAGGACUGGUUAGCAGGCCCGCUGGCGCCGAAACGAGACGUAGGCAAGCAGCAAGAGCUCUUCGGCACGGUCUCCGGCUUGCUUGCCCAGGGUGCAACAUAUCCUGAGCGUGCUCGACGAGGCCCCAAAGGAAAUGGCUGGGACCCCGUUGGGUCUGAAGGUCUGGAAGGCGAGAACAAGGAGUGGGAGGGCGUGGGCAACGAAGGCAACAUUGUCGAAGGGGACCGUGUCUGUGUGGUCUACGGCAAACAGGAGCUGCUGGGGAAGAUUGGCCGGGUCAAGAGUAUCAAUGCCGACCAAAGGGUGUUGACAGUUGAAGGACUGAACAUGGCCGAUAUUGAGAUUCCCGAAGGAACGCCGCAGCGGGAACGACGCCCUUUCACAAGCAGCGAGCUACCCAUACCGAUCGACUCGGUGCGACUAGUCUACCGAUUGAAAGACGAAGAGACCGGCCGCGACCGCGACGUAAUAGUAAAGCUUAUCCGCGGAGGUGCGCCAUAUCUGCAACGCGAGCCGUACUCGCCUUUACCCCGACACACGCGGUAUAUCGCCGGGGAGGACAUUGAGAUCCCCUGGCCGGAGGUUGAUGCGCCCACAUACCAGGCAUUCGAAUCAGACACGCACCGCUUUGACGUCGAAUUCCAGUCUUUCAUGCCCUCGCUGUACGACCCGCCUCUGCCGCGCUCAGAAAUCCUGGAUGAGCUGCGCGACGACAAAUAUGCCCGCGACCGCGAAUGGCACGAUGACGAGUAUGUGCGCAUGAAGGUUCUGGAGGAUGCCCGCGCCGCUUGGUAUCAGCAGCGCAAGCUCCAAUCGCCGUUGGAGCAGUUGGCCGAACACAAACUGAAACUUGCGGAGAAGAGGGCCGAGGAAAUCAAGAAGCGAGGCUUGGACGAGGAAACGUUGAGAAUAAUCAUGGAGACCGCACAAUCCAAGGCGCCGCGGAGGCAGAAGCCACUGGCUGCUUAG
This is a messenger RNA of Capronia coronata CBS 617.96, 1140 nucleotides long. RefSeq lists its product as uncharacterized. Gene Ontology annotation, molecular function: RNA binding; structural constituent of ribosome. NCBI's taxonomy places the organism in Eukaryota, Fungi, Ascomycota, Eurotiomycetes, Chaetothyriales, Herpotrichiellaceae. The record is from RefSeq and is a predicted model, not a curated record. Gene Ontology annotation, cellular component: mitochondrion; ribosome. The coding region runs from base 1 to 1140 and encodes 379 amino acids. Gene Ontology annotation, biological process: translation. The transcript has 2 exons.